GCUCUGCGCAUGCGUGUGAAACACUACGGACUGUCAAAUUUCGAACGAACGAACGUAAAUAAAAACAAGUGACUUAAUUUGUGCCAAACCGCUUUUUGUUUUUAAUAGACUUUAUCGUAUUAAAUUAAGAAGUGACUCAAAAAUUAUUGGCUUGUGAUAAUUUUGUGCAACAAAUUUCCCAGUGCUCCAUCAUAAGUAAUGAUCCAACGACAUUAAAAAAGCCAGAAAAUGAAUCUGAAAAUCUUCCUAACUCUAAGCGUAAUCUUAGUUUGUGAUGCAAAGCUGCCAAGAUUUAGGCAGCACAUACAGCCAAAUGGGCUUCCGCUUAAUCCCACACAGAACGCGCAGGCAGCAUGGCUAUCACCACAGCCAGAGCAGCCAGAGAGGAAAAGUCCGAAAACAAGUAGAAUAAUUAAUGAAUACAAAGUUAGGCACCGGCGAGACGUGUUCGACUCGAAGUCUUACGAAUCAAGUUUGAUAUGGGCUCAUUCGGAGAGAUUAGACGACAACGGAGAUGUACUACUUAGAUGGGUGAAUUCCGAUUCGAGUAUCACGUUCAGAUUGGAAGCGAGAACGCAUGGUUACGUCGGCUUAGGGUUCAACUCGGCAAGAAACAUGAGAGGCGCUGAUCUGGUUGUCGCCUGGGUUGACGACAGGAAUGGGAACGCUCAAGUUCUGGACUGCCACGGACCGGAGUUCGAUGAUCUUGCGGUGGCUGACGAGGUGCAAAACUACGAACUGAUUUCGGGCUACCAGAAUGACACGCACACAACUGUCGAGUUUAGAAGACAAUUGGACACUUGUGACAAGCAAGAUUUCGCCAUUGGUGAGGAUACAGUGCAAGUUCUUUGGGCAUUGGGUCCGGAAGGGUCUGACGGUGAACUGCCGAAGCACGUAAAGAGCGGAUCAAAGCCGCUGAGACUACUGCAGCCGGUGGCAAAGCCUCAGGUGCCUUUGAAGAAUUGGGACGUAAGGUUGAGCAAUCUUACAAUCCCCAACGUGAUGGCCACUCUGUUCUGGUGCAAGAUCUUCAAAGCUCCGGAGCUUCCCAAGAAGCACCACAUCGUAGGCUACCAACCCAUAAUAGAUAGUAAGCCGAUUAAGAACAACCGAUUGUAUGAGAAAGAUAGUUCUUCGCCAGUCCACCAUAUGGUGUUGUAUGAAUGUGCCGAUGACCCUGAUAAGCAGUUGUGGAACGAAUGGGCUGAGGGCGAUGGAUUCUUCGGCCCCAACAGGCCGAGUCAGUGGGCCACCUGCGUUACUCCUAUAGCUGCUUGGGCGAUCGGCUCCAAAGGCGAAUACCUGCCCGAGAAUGUCGGAAUACCUCUAGGCGAGAAAGGGGGCGUCUCCUACUACAUGCUGGAGGUUCAUUACGAUAACCAGGCGCUGCAUGAAGUGCUAGACAGUUCCGGUAUCCGGGUAUAUUACACUCCGGUUUUGAGGGCGCACGACGCUGCCCUACUAGGCGCUGGGGUCGGAGUGUCCGCCCUACACGUGAUCCCUCCCAAACAGCGCCAAUACAGAACCGUGGGGAUAUGCAGCCCGGAGUGCACUGAGAACACAAUGCCAACCCACGGGAUAAACAUAGUUUCUGUUUUACUUCACGCUCAUGGAACAGCUAGAAAAAUAUCUUUGAAACAUGUACGAGGAACUCAAGAACUACCUGUUAUAUCUGAGGAAAAUUCGUAUGACGCCCGUUAUCAACAAUCUCGCAUAGUUGCCGGUGGAAGGAAAUUCAUGAAAGGGGACACUUUGAUCACGGAAUGUACUUACGACAGUACGUCUAGAGAUAAACCAAUUUUAGGUGGUUAUUCGGCGUCACAGGAAAUGUGUCUGUCCUUCGUAUUAUACUACCCCCGUACGGAAUUAGCUGGAUGCUACUCGAUGACUCCAGUCAAAGAGUUCUUCGAAACUUUCGGAGUGAAGGAGUUCUAUGCCCUCACCAUGAUGCAAGUGGAGAAUAUAUUCCUUUCGUCUGGGAACUUGGAGAACUUACCACCUCAGCUGGAAUCUGAUAUGCAGCUCAAAUAUUCCGAGGAGACCGUGAUGCAAGGAGACGACCAAGGUGUCGGUUUGAUGAAAGAGCUAAUCAUACGUGAGCCAGCCGAAUUCCGGAACAAGACAUUCAUGGCGCAUUUAAACGAGAUGCCUUGGUCGGAGUCUUUAUUGACGGAACAAAUUGAGAAAACUCUGUACAAGGGAAUGCAUAUGACGUUCUGCAAGAAACGGGACGACACUUGGGGGGCGCCAAUACAAAUUCAGAACUACCCGACGUACAAUGAACUGCAGACCAACGAGACAGCGGAGAAAUCCUGCCAUUAUAAAAGCAUGAGGCUUCCAUCGGUGACUAAAGCAAAUAAUUCUAAUGCCAAAAAACCCUUCUAUCUUGCGGCCAUCUUGGCUGUAUGCAUAGCCAUUAUCGUCGCGCGGUAAUAAAAAAGUAAAACAUAAAAAAAAGAGUACACCAAUGAUGUUUCCCUGUUGUUUUUUUUUUCGUUUUGAAUGUUUAUGCAAUCAGUGAGCAGUUCUUAUAAAACAGAUUGAUUUAUAGUAUUAUUUUACCAAAUUAUGUAUCAUAAUUUGUUUGAAUGUUUAUAAUUUAAUGAUGAAGAGUUUUUUGUUUUUUGGUCAUUGCCAGUAUUGCUGUUAACUGAAGUCGUGGACGCGUUGUCGCGGCAUUUUGUAAAAGCUGCAUAGCGAAAUAAUUUUACAAUAAUAGACUUUAUGUCUUUAGCAAAGGUAUCAUUUUGCAAUGCAGGAUUACUAAUGCCACAGUUUUGAGAUGCACAUUGUUAUAUUAUAAUUCUGUAUAUUUUUGUUGAUAAAUUUAUCAUACUUAGCCGAUUACGUACUAUUUAUUUAUAAUUCCGGCAACGAUCACAAAUAAAAUACAUAAAUAACCCAGUUUUGUUAUCUGUCAAGAGUUGGUAAGCUGUAAUGGACUUUGAACCAAAGGUUUUUACGUCUAUAUUGUGUCGACAGUUUUUUUUUUUACUUUUGUAAUGUAUGGAUGUGAAUGUUUGUGUUUUUAAGUGAUUUUGAGUACUUAUGAAUGAGAUAUUGCUCAUUUUUAGAAACUUCUAGUUCUUUUAAGUUAUUCUUCAAACUGUAACUACCAAGUAGUGGUAUUUUAACUGGUUUUGAUAGAUUUCUGUGUUUCUGACUGAUGCGCUUAUUCCAUUAUUUUUAAAAGUUUCCCACAGUUAUCAGCAUAUCAGGUUACUCAGGGUAUCAAAAUGCUUCAAAUAUUUUUAAACCUUAAUGUAUUUGGCAUAAAGAACAAAAUCUUCGGUAACCUGAUGUGCUAUUGACAUAAGAUUAUGGUUGUGUUUUGUGAAGUAUGCGAAUAUGUGUGUGUGUAUAAUGUGUAUUUUAUGCAGAAACUUACAUUUGGGUAAAAUUGUAAAAGUUUUAUCCACAUGUAAGUUUGCUAUUUGGAUGAGAGAAAAACAUUUUAAAAUUAAAAUAGAUUACUAGAAGUCAUAUUAGCGUUCCUUUGUUUAGUAUUUUUAUUUUUUCCUAAAGUUUUUCAUGCAGUAUUCACAAUGUUUUAAAAUUGGCCAUGCCUUAAAAUGAUCAUUGAUUAAAAAGAAAUGAACUGUAUUAGUUUGAGAGCAAGGUUCAAAUUAACAUGAAUAGUUUUGUGACAAAAAUCUAGAUUUUUAAGGUGUAGCGUUUUUAUAUGAAUUAUCAUCAAUGCAAUAAUUAAUUUAAAUGUGAAUUAUAUAAGCAUGUAUCUAUGUACAUUUACUAAGAAUCUCAAUACUUAUUUGUGAACAAAAUAUUUUCCUAUGCUAUACAUUUUUAUGGUGCUUUGAAAACAAGUGAAUUGCCUUUAAGUGUAAGGCACUGUAGUGCCUUAAAAGUUAAAACUCAUAGUGGCAAACAAUCUUUGUAUAACUCGCGCUAAUAAAGAAACUAAUCGGAAAUUAUGAUACAAUAUAUUCUGUCCCUCUCGCACAUUCCGUUAGGAUAAUUGUGUGAGAGGGAUAGAAUGUAUUUUGUCGAAUAAAUAAAUAUGAAUAUAGGCACGAGAUAUAAUCAUUUCGAUGUAAUAAAGUACGCUUAAACAAUUUGUGGACAUUUUUAUGACACAUAUGGAUGCAUUUAAUAUGUUUUUUCACUUUUAUUAAUCUGAGUUGGUUGCUUGUAAAUUUUAUUCAGUUUUGAACUUUAUAUACCAAACUUUAUGUCAUGAUUUUGAAAAGAAAACCUUUCUUAGGCCGCGUUGUUUGAUACAUAGCUAUUUAGCUAUUGCCUUGUCGCAUUUGAGACUAAAGUUAAAAUACUGUAAAAAAGUAAACAUUUGUCAAAAUUUUACACAUUUUACUAUGUAUGUGACGUGACAUUGACUUUAGUCAAAUUUAAGUAUCAAGCAAUUCGGCCUUAAUCUUCCUUUGUCUAAAUAUUUCUUUCCGAAUUUCAAUGCAGUCAAGCUGUAGUAAAAAAGCUAAAAAAAAUUAUGACAAUAUUCUCUCUUAGUUUUCUAUUUUUCUAAGAAUAUUGCAAUUUAUAGGUUAAUAAUCAUUAGGGCUGUGUUUUCUUGGCUCUUUUUUGUAAUCUGUUUCUACAACAGUGUAUUUUUAUAGGAUUUGUGUACAAUUAGAACUUGCGGCUAUUUAUGUAUAGAUAUUUCAUGUCGAAGGUAGUUGUAGGGACCGCAUUUUGAAACGAAGUGAUCCGAGUCAAAAUUGUUCUCGCGUGGAUAGUAAUUACUCAUUUCGCGUGUUUUUUUAUUAUUAUUAUUAUACCUCUUUGCAAGGUAUUAGUUGUAAGGUUACGCUUAGUAAUUAAGUUCUAUUUAUUAAAAAAAAGUCAAUAUAAUGGUUUUAUUACUUUGAAAAUGCAUUUUUAUUUCUUUUUUUUAUUUGUUUUCAGUUAAAUUAUAUACCAAAUUUUAUUCCAUGUUAAAAGAUUUAAAUCUUCUAAAUUGAAUGGAUGGCUGCGCCAUACUUAUUGUAACAAUAGUAUCGAACGAGUAUUAUUUUAAUUAAGUCAAUGUGAUAAGGGGCCCCAACAACUAGGCAAUAAGAUACUAAAUCGUUCUCUUAAAUGUUCGUAUUUUCUGUGUCCUUUUCGUCGUUCAGAUCACUGCUUUGUUGUUUGAGACUUCGCGAUUUGAUAAAGAACUCCGUUUACAACUAUGUAUUCUUGCGGCUUGGUCUGUGUUUGGCCGUUCGCAAACGUAUAUUCUGGCGGUUUGGUUUGCGUCUCGGAUUUAACAGUAGUUGGCACAUUGGAAUCUGUGUUGAAACGGUUGCUGAGGCCAGUAUUGGCGUUGCUGUUCCCCUGUUGACUUCCGGGAUUGAAAGAUGGGUUCACAUUGUUACUUGAUGGAUAGAAGUUCAUAUUGUUGUUGGGAGGGUUGAAGUUCAUAGUGUUCCCGCUGGGUGGGUCGAUAAAAACAUUGGGUUUCUGUGGGUAAGUUUGAGGAUUCUGUCUGUGGGCUUCAUACGCUUGCCAGUUUAUGAACCAGAAUGGCUGCUGGUCUAUGGGCAACUUGCUCAGCCGGUCUACUAGAUCUUUGUCGCCGUUGGCUUCUGCGGGCAAUCUUACAGUUGUGGUGGAGCCAUCCCCUUCGCCGAAUCUGUA
Messenger RNA from Chilo suppressalis (striped riceborer), 5592 nucleotides. The record is from the annotation of a GenBank genome assembly. Lineage: Eukaryota; Metazoa; Arthropoda; Insecta; Lepidoptera; Crambidae.